AUGGUUUCUGCCAAGAAGGUACCCGCGAUCGCCACGUCCUCCCGGGUCAGUUUCGCCCUCCUGCACUUCCUUUGCCUGGCGGCUUGUUUAAACGAAUCCCCAGGACAAAACCAAAAGGAGGAGAAAUUAUGCCCGGAAAAUUUUACCCGCAUCCUGGACAGCUUACUCGAUGGUUAUGACAACAGGCUGCGUCCUGGAUUUGGGGGUCCUGUUACAGAAGUAAAAACUGACAUAUAUGUCACCAGCUUUGGACCUGUUUCUGAUGUGGAAAUGGAAUACACAAUGGAUGUGUUCUUCAGACAGACAUGGAUUGACAAAAGACUAAAAUAUGAUGGCCCCAUUGAAAUUUUGAGAUUGAACAAUAUGAUGGUAACAAAAGUGUGGACACCUGAUACUUUCUUCAGGAAUGGAAAGAAAUCUGUUUCACAUAAUAUGACAGCUCCAAACAAGCUUUUUAGAAUUAUGAGAAAUGGCACUAUUUUAUACACAAUGAGACUCACCAUAAGUGCGGAGUGUCCCAUGAGAUUGGUGGAUUUCCCCAUGGAUGGUCAUGCAUGCCCUUUGAAAUUUGGAAGUUAUGCAUAUCCGAAGAGUGAGAUGAUUUAUACAUGGACAAAAGGUCCUGAGAAAUCAGUGGAAGUUCCAAAGGAGUCUUCCAGCUUAGUCCAAUAUGACUUGAUUGGGCAAACUGUGUCAAGUGAAACUAUCAAGUCCAUUACGGGUGAAUAUAUUGUUAUGACAGUUUACUUCCACCUCAGACGGAAGAUGGGUUACUUUAUGAUUCAGACAUAUAUUCCGUGUAUUAUGACAGUCAUUCUUUCUCAAGUUUCAUUCUGGAUAAACAAGGAAUCAGUUCCAGCUAGGACUGUGUUUGGAAUAACCACAGUCCUCACCAUGACCACACUGAGCAUCAGUGCCCGGCAUUCCUUGCCCAAAGUGUCCUAUGCUACUGCCAUGGAUUGGUUUAUAGCUGUCUGCUUUGCUUUCGUAUUUUCCGCACUUAUUGAGUUUGCUGCUGUCAAUUAUUUUACCAAUAUUCAAAUGGAAAAAGCCAAAAGGAAGUCAUCAAAAGCCCCCCAGGAGAUCCCAGCUGCUCCAGUGCUGAGAGAAAAGCAUCCUGAAGCACCUCUACAGAACACAAAUGCCAAUCUGAAUAUGAGAAAAAGAACAAAUGCCUUGGUUCACUCUGAAUCUGAUGUCGGCAACAGAACUGAGGUGGGAAACCAUUCGAGCAGAUCCUCCACAGUUAUUCCAGGAUCUUCUGAAGGCACAUCGCAGUCUUACUUAGCUUCCAGUCCAAACCCAUUCAGCCAUGCGAAUGCAGCUGAAACAAUAUCUGCUGCAAGAGCACCUCUCUCUGCUCCUCCCUCUACUCCUGGGAGAACUGGGGACGUGCCCCAACAGGCUUCUGCUGGACCUGCUUCUACCCAGCGUGUGUUUGGAUCAAGACUGGAGCGAAUUAAGACCACUGUUAAUACCACAGGGGCUUCUGGGAAGUUGUCAGCAACUACUCCUCCUUCUGCCCCGCCGCCGUCUGGGUCUGGCACAAGCAAAAUAGACAAAUAUGCCCGUAUUCUCUUUCCAGUAACAUUCGGGGCAUUUAACAUGGUCUAUUGGGUUGUUUAUUUAUCUAAGGACACUAUGGAGAAAUCAGAAAGUCUAAUGUAAUUUUGUUGCUAGAAUAGUUUCCUAAAAGAUGAUGACCUUAAUACAGAAUGCCUUUUUACAUGUUUUUAAAGAUAAACCAUUAUUCUUUAUUAAAAUAAAAAGCCUAUGUAAUUUUUACAUUCAAAAACAAUCCAAGCCAGUUAUUGGGAAAGUUAAUCCAUCCCUCAGUGAAGAGAGAGUGAGCCAUCUUUCAUUUCAGAAAAAUGAUUUGAAUAGAAUCAAUUCAGCAUUCAAAUUAGAUGAAAUACAGACCAUCCUGGAAAGUUGGGACAAGAGAAAUAGGGCUAUUAGAGAUACAUGGUUCAUAUUUAUGCAUUGGAAUUUGAAAAUAGACUAUGACAUUUUUAAAUAUACACUAUGAAUAUCAACCAACAACCCUAAAUUUCCCAGUGGCGCUGCCCUUAAUCAGAAUUGUUUAUUGGAUAUCCUAUGCGGUGACCUUUGGAGAUUCUUCUAGUAUCAGCAAGAAAAGGACUUUCUCUGUUACAUGAAACAUUUUUUAAAAGGAAAAUGGAACAAAACAAAUACUGACUAAUAGAGUGAAACCUCUGCUGCGUCAAAAAACAAAAACAAAGGCCAGCGAAGACAUGUUCCCUGUCUUAUGUUGGUCAAACAGGACUUAAAACACUUGACUUGAAAAAUCUGUGCUUUGAGCCAAAGUUUAACUCCUUGUAUGAAUUCUUUUUGACAGUAGUUCAUUCAGUUAUGUAUUAUUUCAACAUAUAGUUAUUCAGAGCCUACUGUGUUCCAUGCACUAUGCUAGACACCGUCUCUCUAGGAAAGCUCUUUCACCUUAACCUAUGAUAUUACUUGAAUAGUAGAACAGUC
Molecule: messenger RNA, 2496 nt
Organism: Panthera uncia (snow leopard)
Lineage: Eukaryota; Metazoa; Chordata; Mammalia; Carnivora; Felidae
Gene: GABRA4
Product: gamma-aminobutyric acid type A receptor subunit alpha4
Exons: 9
Coding region: 1-1668 (555 amino acids)
Biological process (GO): synaptic transmission, GABAergic; monoatomic ion transmembrane transport; regulation of postsynaptic membrane potential
Cellular component (GO): neuron projection; synapse; postsynapse
Molecular function (GO): GABA-gated chloride ion channel activity; transmitter-gated monoatomic ion channel activity involved in regulation of postsynaptic membrane potential; inhibitory extracellular ligand-gated monoatomic ion channel activity
Source: RefSeq, a predicted model, not a curated record